GGGUUCAGAUGAGAGCACAGCCCCUCAGCAAGAGCCCAGAGGCAAGCUGACCUGCCACUGAGACACACUUAUUCACAAACACACACACAGCCUUGGUGGCCUCACACACACUCUGCUGGAAAGAAGAGCGGCUGUGAGACGAACGAAAAGAAGAAAUAAGGGAGAUGCACAAGGAGGAUCUGUCAAGUUCACCCGCAGGAGACUGGCUUGUGACUGAGGACAGAGACGGUUAGUUGUGGGUUUAAUAUGUAAUUGUCAUGCAGCUUUCUAAAGCAAAGUUUCAUGCAGAUGUAAAGCCAAGACAAACUAUCGGAGGAUUGAGGGAAUAAACGAUGAGGAGGACAUGAUAAAGAAGAAGAAGAAGAAGAAUCAAACCGUGGCUGUUUCUCCUUUUUCACAAUUUGGAGCUGUACCUCCAGAGAAGACCUCGUCCUUGCACAUCAGUUCAGCGGUUCAUACAAAGAUCGACUGGGGUUUCAAGAGUGAGAAACAUGGAGAACCUCAAACGCACUUCAUGACAAAAACAUUUAACUUGGGAAACUACCCACAAUAAUCGAGCGGUUUGUGGAGUUAACCGCCUAUAGUGUCUUUCUGCCACCACAUCUGGAACUACGGGCUGUCAGUGUGUACACCGGAGAGCUUCACACCCACAGUGUGUCACUUAAACUCCAACGACCCCCCCCCCCCCCCCCCUCACCUCCCAAAGAAAUUGGAAGUCGUAGCGGAGACCUCAGCGUAAGAUCUGAACCUUCGAUCAUGUCUGCUGAAAUCAAUUUGGAGCGACAGAAGAGGGCUGACCUGAGGAGCGGGACCUCUGCUUCUGCGUUCGCUCCCCAUGUGCCCACGGUCACGCUGAUCAGCCACCGAGAGCUGAAGCACAGACACGCCGCCCGCAGACUCCAGCCGGGAAGCCUGGAUCCCCACCUGGCAGCCAGCAGCCACUACCGGCGCAGUGAAGGUAGCAGAGUGCAGAAGGUUGGAACAAUGCCAGAUUCACCUGCGGAUGUGAAAACCCAGCCCAGGUCCACCCCACCCACCAUGCCUCCACCACCCCCGGCUGUCAGCCAAGCAACCAAUCGCAGCGCUUCGUUCACCCCCACCACCAGUAAAUCAAUGCUGAACGGAAGCAGCCACUCUCCCACCUCGCUGAAUGGUGCUCCGUCCACGCCCAACGGCUUCAGCAACGGGCCGGCCAUGUCCUCCACGGCCUCGCUGUCCAACCAGCAGCUCCCGCCGGCCUGCGGCGCCCGGCAGCUCUGCAAGCUGAAGCGCUUCCUCACCACGCUGCAGCAGUUUGGCAACGACAUAUCGCCCGAGAUCGGAGAGAGAGUGCGCAGCCUGGUGUUGGGACUGGUGAAUUCCACCCUCACUAUCGAAGAGUUUCACUCCAAACUUCACGAGGCCACCAACUUUCCUCUGAGGCCAUUUGUCAUUCCCUUCCUGAAGGCCAACCUGCCCCUGCUGCAGAGAGAGCUGCUCCACUGUGCCAGGUUAGCCAAGCAGACUCCAGCCCAGUAUCUGGCCCAGCACGAGCAGCUUCUCCUGGACGCCAAUGCCAGCUCGCCCCUCGACUCCUCCGAGAUCAUGCUGGAGAUGAACGAACACGGCAAGAGGAGGACCCCCGACAGGACCAAAGACAGCUCAGAGAGGGACGGCAUGCACCCGGAGCACCUCGCUAAGAGGCCCUGCACCAUCAGCCCCAGCCAACGCUUCAGCCCCAGCACGGGCCUUCCUGCUCACCCACCUCCCAACGGCCUCCCCUCGCACCCUCCCAAUGGCCUGCCCCACCCGCCCAACCCCCAAAUGGGACCCCAGCACUACCGCCUAGAAGACAUGGCCCUGGCGCACCAGUACAGAGACGCCUACAGACACAACGAGCACCGCGACGCUCGAGACAGGCACCGGCAGACAGCAGUGCACGGCGCUCGCCAAGAGGAGGUGAUCGACCACCGCCUGACAGACAGAGAGUGGGCAGAGGAAUGGAAGCACCUUGAUAAUCUCCUGAACUGCAUCAUGGACAUGGUGGAGAAGACGCGCCGCUCGCUGACGGUGCUGCGCCGCUGCCAGGAGGCCGACCGGGAGGAGAUGAACCACUGGAUUCGGCGGUACAGCGACGUGGAGGAGAUGAAAAAAGGUGGGAGCAACGGACAGCACUGCCUUCCUCCUCCUCCUCUUCCUCCUCCUCCUCCUCACCACAACUCCUCCUCCAACACAGCUAGCGGCAGCGAGCCACUGCCCAUAGGAACUCCCUCAGCUGUCGAAAGGCAGACGGGAAGACAGACAGAGAUCCACCGAGACUUCUUACACAGGCCUCCCUCAGGAUACCUGCCAGAGGAAAUCUGGAGGAAAGCCGGAACUACAAGCAUCCCGCUCUCCCCAGCACUAAAGCACCUCCAAAACAAGCAGGAGGAGGCCGUGAAUGAGGUGAAGCGACAGGCGAUGUCAGAGCUGCAGAAAGCAGUGUCGGACGCCGAGAGGAAGGCUCAUGAGAUGAUUUCAGCCGAGCGCUCUAAAAUGGAGAGGGCGCUGGCCGAGGCCAAGAGGCAAGCCUCCGAGGAUGCAAUCACAGUCAUCAACCAACAGGAGGACUCCAGUGAAAGCUGCUGGAACUGCGGGAGAAAAGCCAGUGAGACGUGCAGCGGCUGCAACACGGCUCGCUACUGCGGCUCCUUCUGCCAACACAAGGACUGGGAGAAGCACCACCACGUCUGCGGUCAAGGCCUGCAGGGGCUGCCAGGGGGCAGCAGCGUCCCCCUCGGCACUCCCUCCUCUGGCUCCUCGGCAUCCUCCGGUGCGCCCCCCACCCACUCGGUGGGCACCCCGCCAGGACCCCUGUCCCUGGCAGGCCAGAGCAGUAUUGCGGGAGGGGCGGGCAGCGGCGGCGGCAGCGUCUCCGCGAGCCCCAAGGAGAGCAGUUCCAGCAGUGCCUCUCGCUCCACAACUCCAGCCACCCCCGCCCUCCUGGAGGCCACCUCUCGCUGACGCCUGACCCUCGCCCCCCCUCCCCUGCACACUGAUGCGACAGUGCCCACACUCCACACAAAAACCAAACUGAGGAAUCUUCAUUGCACACCGAUCCCUUUCCUCCUCCCACGUUUCCCUCUAAGCUCUUUCUGAAAAUCGUCUCACUACCUGAUGACAGACUCAACUUGUAACCUUCCCCCCCCGAAAAAAAAAUACUCUUUCUCUUUUUCACAACCACAUUCAAAGAUUCCAGCCUGGGGUUCAGUGUAGUGUAAAGCAUGAAUAGUGCAGUGUCUCCUAUCUCUGUAACAGAAACAUAUCAGAUGGGUUUGCUGAGAACAUGAACUUUGAUGUAAUGUAAGCAUGGGAAACAGUGUCCAUGUAAGGACACAAGACAAGGGCUGCAACAUCGACGGGGGGAUGACUAAGCCGAUUAGCACUUGGGUAGGAUUUCCCUUUAAUUAAGUACCAAUGAGAGAACAGUACCCAGCCCUGAGAUGUGCACUACUAGUCCAGACAGUUCACUGAUGUGGCACUUUUCCUCCAGUGUCCUAAUGGAAACAGGCGAGGAGCAUAAUACCUUUUUUUUCAAAUGGAUGAUGGGAAGGGGAAAAAAAACCUGUGAUGCGAUUAAUUUCUCAGAAACACAGCUUAGUAUUUAUUAAAUGUUUCUUUCUGGCUUUAAGGGGAAAAAUAAAGAGAAAAGUCCAAAUAUUCUAACUAAAGAAUAAUAGUGAUGCUGAUGCUAACAGUAAUGAUAUGAGAGUAAAUUAAUUUUAAAACUGCUAACUACCUUGCUAGCGAGCCAAGAAAAAUCUACACCGGACUCACCUCUCUGCACCAUUGUGAACCCAAAUGAAUUCAAAGAUGAAAAAACCAACAUGAUCCAAACCUUUGUAUUACACUGCCAAAGUGAGUAAGUAAGCGAUAAGGAGAAGCACUCAUAACCAAACGCAAAGCAACAUCACCUCCUCAGCAGAUAAGCCAGCCCUGAGAGGACCAGGCUGCAGAGGAGCUGCAGAGCGGGACCCAGAGAUAGACACAAAAAAACAAAAAGAAAAAAAAAAAAACUGUGACUUGGUUUGAUCUGCAGCCGCCUCCUGCAGCCUCGACAAAAAGACAGUGAUUCCUCAGCGAUGGCCCCGACUAGUGAACAUGGACAAUGCUGUGAACUUGCCUACAAGAGAAAGACUUCAUGAGACGAAUAGAAAACCCUGCCACAGUGUGAUUCUUUUUGUGAACGGUAACAGAGAGGACAGGAGAAGCUACACGGCCUCAGAGGAGUCGGAAAACCUCAAAACAAGAUUGAAAAACAUUUUCCGAGAAGGCAUGGCAUACAUCGGAGACGAAUGGGACGAUUGUUUCUAUGUCGUUUUUUUUUUUUUGAUAUUUCAAAAGGAAUUGCUGUUACCUUUACAUUCGCUUCCUCCGUUUCCAAAGCAUGAUAAACAGAUGAACGAGCCGAGUGAAAGGGUGGUGUAGACCUGGUUACCCUCUCUCUUUCUACCUCCCCUCACCCCACACCUCCCCUUCUAUCCUCUUCCCCCCGACUACUUGACUCACGUUUGCUCCCUAACCACACAGCCUGCUUCGGACGGAGCCUCCGAGCAGCCGCAUUGGGAAGGGUUCAAACUUGCUUGUAGAUAUUGUUCCUCUUUCCAUAUUUUCGAUAAUGUCUCUUGUCGCUGAUUGUCCACAUGUGCUGCCCUCGUGUGUGUCCAGAAAGAUGGACUUUGUGCCGGUUUCCGUUUUUCAUUUUUUUUCAUUUUCCUCCUUUGAGUUCGGGCUGAGCAGUGAAGUCAGAGCAAGGACACUCGUUUACGAGAGGAAGUCCCACAUUGUACUUAUUGUUUGAUUUCUUGUAUCUAUAUUGACGAGAUGAAACCCCCUCUUGUAGAAUAUUUUGUAUUGCUCGCAUUGUAAGACAGUGAGAGGACGGAGGUGCAAUAUGAAGAGAAUUCAGCUACUGAAUGGAACCUCAGCAACUGCCCAUAGGGUGUCAUAUAAUAUAGAUACAUAUAAAUAUAUUUAAAGUAACAUCAGUAACUUAAUGUGAAUGUACAUAGUAUUUAAAGAGGUCCAAAAAUGUGUUUGCCAAAUAACAGAAACCUUUAAAGUUUAAUGUCCAGAAUA
Molecule: messenger RNA, 5097 nt
Organism: Pleuronectes platessa (European plaice)
Lineage: Eukaryota; Metazoa; Chordata; Actinopteri; Pleuronectiformes; Pleuronectidae
Gene: cbfa2t3
Product: CBFA2/RUNX1 partner transcriptional co-repressor 3
Exons: 12
Coding region: 757-2982 (741 amino acids)
Biological process (GO): negative regulation of DNA-templated transcription; DNA-templated transcription
Cellular component (GO): nucleus
Molecular function (GO): transcription corepressor activity
Source: RefSeq, a predicted model, not a curated record